Molecule: messenger RNA, 1496 nt
Organism: Cladophialophora immunda
Lineage: Eukaryota; Fungi; Ascomycota; Eurotiomycetes; Chaetothyriales; Herpotrichiellaceae
Exons: 2
Coding region: 224-1054 (276 amino acids)
Biological process (GO): proteasome-mediated ubiquitin-dependent protein catabolic process
Cellular component (GO): cytosol; nucleus; proteasome regulatory particle
Source: RefSeq, a predicted model, not a curated record
CUGUCUAGCAUCUUGACCGUGCACAUCGCGCGGAAGACAUCCAGAGUACAAAACUCGGAUUGCAAAGUUUCGUUGCGUAAGACAGAUCUCCCCUCAGUUUCAUCCUGCCUCUUUACUCAAAUUCUCCCAGCACGUUGGCUCGUCGCAGCAGGUUCGACCCAAGUGCGAACAGCCUCUAGACACUCAACAACAGGCCAUACGCGCCUCUGAAAGCAGAGCAAAAAUGCCUACAGCCAUGUCCUCCCAGUCGCCCUCCCUUGACUCUAUCCUGCAUACCCUCCAACAAUCUCUAAGUCACAAUGACCCGUCUCAAGCGCAGUCACAGUUACAAAAAGCGAAGCUCGCCCUCCUACAACAGAAUGCCUUGAUACCCUCUACUCAAACGCCCCCACAGACAUUAGCGACUGCUCGUUCAAUAUUGGAAGCUGGCGCUCUCCUCUCUAUUCGAUCAAGAGACCCCGAAUCCUUCGUCAGAUACUACUCCCAGCUACAACCAUUCUACGACUUUCCCGGUCUAUCACAGACACCUUCCCGAGAGCGAUCAAAAAUCACGGGACUGUACCUGCUUCUGUUACUCAGCCAGGGUGACUACGCUGGCUUUCACACCCUCCUGGAAUCUCUGAUCGUCGCGGAAGGGGCGAAUGGGUCCUCGAGCGUGGAGGCCGAUCCGUACAUCAAAUACCCCAUGGAAUUGGAGAGGAAUCUUAUGGAAGGUAGCUACGACCAGGUCUGGCGAAAGACGAAUGGGCGGGACGUGCCAGGCGAAGAGUUCGGGUUGUUUUCAGACAUCCUCAUCAAUACAAUCCGUGUCGAAAUUGCCUCUUGCGCCGCCCGCUCCUAUCCGUCUCUUCCUAUUGCUUCAGCCAAGAACCUCCUCUUUCUAGAGUCUGAAGGUGCGGUAAUGGAAUUCGCUCGCGAGCAGGGCUGGAGUCUAGAAGAAGGGAGGAUACACUUCCCCGGCUUGGAGGCAGCGAAGAAGGCGGAGGAAGGAGAUGAGAAGGAGGUGAUUAAUCACAUGGUUGAGUAUGCAAGAGAAUUGGAAAGCAUCGUUUGAACGCUGUCUGAGAGCCUGGGGGUUUGCAGAUCAAGCGGGAUGCAUAAUGUACUCGUACUCAAGGGCGCAAUCUUGCACAGGAUGGUGGCAUGGGUUGAGACCGUGGACAAGAGCGCACAGACUGAAAACCGCAGGAACAUCAGGUCUCUGGUGUAUGGGCUUCUGACCUUGCUUUACGCGGCUUGACCUUACUCCUGAGCUUCUCUCCUUCCCUCGCACAACCUCCGCCAGCACCUGCUACGCUCUGCCCGAUGAUUCAGGUUGGAGACAUAUCAAGAUGGUUUCCAUCAGUCUGGCUCUUCUCAGCACGACUGGCCCCCUUAUCACUGGUGCUGUAUCUUGAAAUCAUCCGCAAACUUCCACGUGCAUAUCUUCAUGUCAUAGAAACUGGUACUGACAAUCGUGUAUUCCGGUGCUACCUUUGCCGGGCUCUCUCCUCGCG